UUUCAACAUAUAUAUAUAUAUACAUAUGUGCAUGCGAUGCAUACUGACAUAUUAUUGGAUAUCGUGGAUAAAUUAAAGUAUGUGACGUCAGUACUAGUAAUUUCCCUUCUACGAAUACUGAGUAAUUCGUGUCCAGCUGUACUUCACUUGGAAUACACAUACAUAUUUAUAUGUAUAUAUAAAUACAUACGUUCAUAGAUCGUUUUGGCCGUCAUUUAGUCGUGAGUCUUUAUUUCAAUCUUAAUUAACUGGACAAUAACAUCAAAAUUCAUUCAUAAUCAUUGUACAAUAUAAUAAAAUAAUUCAAAAACAACAAACUAGUCUUUUGUAUAUAUUAAUAUCAUAAAAAGGUCUUAUAUUUGUAUCACCUGAAACUAUAUGAACUGGAUAUCGUCUGGUUAUUGAAAAAAAAAAAAAAAAAAAAAAAAAACUUAGUAAUCAGUUGGAAUCAUUGUGAUCAGAUCAGAGCAAGUGUCGUUUUAUCACGGAAGUGGAAAAGAGAGUUUGGAAAGAACGAAUAAUAACGGUAUCGUGGUAAAGAGGGUGACCUUCGGUACUAACAAAAGCUCAUAUAUGCAUUAUCAUUACAGUUGAUUAAUUAUUAUUAUUAUUAUCAUCAUUUAUUUAUAUAUAAUACGUAGUAUAUAACGGCAUUUAAGUGCAUACACUUAUAAACUAAAUAAUAAUAUUCUAAAAUUAUUUUAUUCUGACAAGACGGGUGAACACGUAGUGUAAAGUGCGUCUAUACGUAGAGGUCAUCGGAAGCAUUAACAGAUUUUUUCCAAUUGAGACAAGGACACCUCAUAUUAGAAAUGUCGACUCCAGCAAGACGAAGACUUAUGAGAGAUUUCAAGAGACUUCAAGAGGAUCCACCAACUGGAGUUUCUGGAGCACCAACUGAUAACAAUAUCAUGAUAUGGAAUGCUGUUAUAUUUGGGCCACACGACACACCCUUCGAGGAUGGUACCUUCAAGCUUACUAUUGAGUUCACUGAAGAGUAUCCAAAUAAACCACCGACCGUUAGAUUUGUUAGUAAAAUGUUUCAUCCAAAUGUUUAUGCUGAUGGUGGAAUAUGUUUGGAUAUUUUACAAAAUCGUUGGAGCCCAACCUAUGAUGUUUCGGCUAUCUUAACAUCAAUACAGUCGCUGUUAAGUGAUCCGAACCCGAAUUCACCUGCCAACUCAAUGGCAGCACAACUUUAUAAAGAGAAUCGACGCGAGUACGAGAAACGAGUGAAGGCGUGCGUGGAACAAAGUUUUGUGGAUUAGUUGCUGGCCAAUAUGCUUAUGUUGAGCUACUAUUAUCAACAACCAUCAACAACAUCCUACAUCCAUUGUGAAAGGAGAUGUCCAGCCUUACCAUGGAGUUAACGCUAAUCACUUAGCAUUGUCACUCCUAAAUCCUAAAUUAAUUAAAAAUAAUAAUAUAAAAUAAUUAUUAAAAAUAAUCAAGUAAAUAAGCAUUAACAAUUAAUUUAAACAAAAAAAUAAACCAUUACAAGCCUCUUAAAUUAUAAUAAUGGUAGAAUUUUCGAUUAAUGUCAUGGAAAUGGUUAUUACGAAAUUUGUGUUAUCAUUUAAUCAGUUGUCAAACAAAUAAUACACAACGAGAUGUAUUGAAAAAAAAAAUAGUAAUCAUAAUGGAAGUUGAGAACGAAAUUUAAAAAAUUAGAGAUCAUUUAAUUGUUUUACUAAAAUAACUUCGUUCUAUUGCUUUUAACUUAAUUAACUUAUGGAUAUAUAUAAUUUAGUGUUACUUUGUUCGUAUAAAUUUAAUUUGAGUACUCUAACGUAUAAAAAUUAUUUAAACACUAAGAAAAAAAAUAUAUAUACAACAAAACUACGUAUUAAAAUUCAUAAUAAGAAUAUUAAUAAUUAAAUAAUUAAUAAACCAAAUUUGUGCGAUUAAAUCGUCUUUAUUAGUUAUUUUUUAAUAAACUCCAAGAUUGCUUGUUAAUUUUUUCUGUU
Microplitis demolitor is the source of this 1967-nucleotide messenger RNA. RefSeq names its product ubiquitin-conjugating enzyme E2-17 kDa (gene Ubc6). The record is from RefSeq and is a predicted model, not a curated record. Gene Ontology annotation, cellular component: HULC complex. Gene Ontology annotation, biological process: DNA repair; proteasome-mediated ubiquitin-dependent protein catabolic process; protein polyubiquitination. The transcript has 4 exons. Bases 813 to 1268 code for a protein of 151 amino acids. Lineage: Eukaryota; Metazoa; Arthropoda; Insecta; Hymenoptera; Braconidae. Gene Ontology annotation, molecular function: ubiquitin conjugating enzyme activity.